AUGCUCCCAUUCGUCUCUGUGGCACCGCGGCCAAACGGCGCUGCGCUUCGUGACGGGUGGCCUCAGCGCCAUCGCCGCCGCCCCGCCCCCGCUGCUGAGGCGCGAGCCACCCGCCCCGCGCCCACCCCUGAGCCCGCGGCCGCACGCACCGUUCGCGCCCUCGCUGACGGACGGCACGUGACGUUGACGCAACCGGGGAUUGGCUGUGGGAAGCCGCAGGGGGCGGGGCUUCGCAUCCGUGUAGCGUCCAACGGCUCCGACAAGUCACGUGUCUGUAGCGACGCCUCGCCCAUUGCGGCGCUGCGCUUCGUCCCGCGCUGCCGCCCACAGCGCCGUUUGUUUCCACGCUCCGCGGGCGGGCGGCUCGCGAUGUCUCCCCUCCACCCUCGGCCGCUCGCAGCGGGUCACCCCGCACCACGCGGGACGGCACCGGGCCGGACUCCCGCACCCACCGCGGGGAUUCCUCGACGCUCAGCGGGAAGCCCCGGCGGGGAGCGCUGGUCUCUGCCCGGCAGCGCCGAGGUGGCGGUCCGCGCGGGCGCUGCCCGGCAGGACGAGGGUCUCGCCGCAGCCCGGAAAGCCCCGCUGGCCCGGGGUUUCCCCGCCGCCCCCGGCCGGGCCGCGCUGCGAGCCCCGGCGGCGCUUCUCUACAGCCUCCGUGUCUCUCCUGCAGGUACCUUCGUGGCCGGCGCGGGCUGCGGGCGGGGAGCGAACUGCCAGCAGUGCCCGUCCGACACCUUCUCCAGCGCGGUGGGAGCCAGCAGCUGCAAACUGUGCCGCAAGUGCGAAGGAAGAUUCAAGUACUUAAAGGUGUGUUCACCAAUAAGUGACGCUGAGUGCACGUGCAAGGAGGGAUAUCGCUGCAGUGACGAUGGCUGCACCCGCUGUGACAGAAGCUGUGGGCUGGGCAAGGAGAGAACUGGGAGCGGUUGCCAGACUUGCCCCUAUGGAACUUUUAAUGAUCAGCCCGAUAGCUCUUGUAAAAACUGGACAAUAUGUUCUGAAAACCAGGUUCUGCAGCCUGGAACUGCAACAAAAGAUGUGGUUUGCAAACACAGUCCAGAUAAUCCCACUUUAGCCACCACUUUACCCACCACUUCUCCUGCAGUUCCAUUUCCUAUCGCUGUGCCAGGGAGGGACCUCCAGAUGGACAUUAUCAGAAUUUCUCUUGCUGUAGCAGGGCUGUUGUGCAUAGCAUUUCUCCUGCCUUUGUGUGUAUGCCUCAGCGUCUGGCAGAAAAAGAAGCUACGCGCUGUCUUCAAGAAAAUGCAGACUACGCCUGAGCAGUCAGUCCAGGAAGAGACCUGCAGCUGCCGCUUCCCUGAGGAGGAACAAGGAGAAGAUCAAGAUUGUGGCAAAUCCACAGAAUUCAGAGACCUCUUGGAGAACUAAGAAUUGGACUGUCCAGGUCACCCCUAUUUGUUUCCUCUUAGAACACAACCUUUCAAUUUGUGAAUUUCAGAGUGCUAAGUAGUCCAUUUAAGGAGAAAGCACAUCUUUUCUAGCUUGUUGAUUGUUAUCUGGGACUAGGAAUCAUAUUUCUAAGCAGUAGUAGUACUGCUGUGCUUAAAACCAAGGCCAGUAUGGCAUUCUGGCUCCUCUUAUAAAUGCUGCUUCAGCCAUAACUUACACGAAGCCUGAAAGCAUUCAUCCCUAAAAUGGAGAUCUGUAGUGUGUAGGAGAGCUGUGUGUGCCACUCAUGGUCUCUGCAUUACUGUUGCCAGCUCUCCUCCUGAGUCUGGAGCUGCAGCUCCUCUCAAAGCAUAGCUCAAACCCAGCAGUGUUGGGUUUCUUCUGCAAACACUUUCAGUUGCCAGCAGCCAUGGAAACAGAUCUGGCCUGACCACCACACAGCCUCUUAUGUCAGAGACAGGAAAAUGUAAAAAAAAAAAAUCUAGAGCUGCAAAGUUUUUUUCUAACAGCUUGUACCUGCUGUCGUAGUGCAGAGAUUGCCUUAAUAGAGGCAGUGGAAACACUGAGAAAAGCUGUGGUUGACUUGCUCUUAGGAAGGGAUGUUUCUGCGCACUUAGACUGCAACACCUCAGUCCUACAUCAUUCAGCUUUCAUCUUUUGGGUGAUGUAAAUGUGUUGCAGAUGAGGUAUAUGUAGAACGUGAUACAUUUCUGGUACUAUUUCUGUUCCUCUAAGGAUGGAAAGAUUUUAACCUCAGACAGUGUAUCUGUCUUUCUGAUCAAGUGCUGUUACUUUGGUCUAAAAGAGAAAAGAAAAUGCUGGCAGUGACAGCAUUUUUAACCUUUUUCAGAGCCAAAUAUUUUAUUUCUUCAGUAAACGUUAUUUAAAAAUAGAAUUUAAACCUAUCAACAUGCAGGUAAAGGGUGAUUUUCGUAAUUUCAGUAAUGUAAUCUUUAUGUAAUUUCAGUUUUGAAAAAAAUACAGUUGUCUGAAGAAUGACUGCUUAUGCAUCUAUUAGCACAAAAUUAAGAUUUUUUUACAUAGUAAUUUUAAUAAACCUACUGUUUUGUAACUUUUUUGUAACUUCUUCUGUAUAUUAGACAGUAAGUACAGAAACCUGAAUUCCAAAGUUAAGUAUAUGUAAAUAAAUAAUUUGUUUCGAAGCCCUGGA
This is a messenger RNA of Centrocercus urophasianus (Greater sage-grouse), 2584 nucleotides long. RefSeq names its product TNF receptor superfamily member 9 (gene TNFRSF9). The coding region runs from base 1 to 1392 and encodes 463 amino acids. Gene Ontology annotation, cellular component: external side of plasma membrane. Gene Ontology annotation, molecular function: cytokine binding; signaling receptor activity. The transcript is spliced from 7 exons. Gene Ontology annotation, biological process: regulation of cell population proliferation. Lineage: Eukaryota; Metazoa; Chordata; Aves; Galliformes; Phasianidae. The record is from RefSeq and is a predicted model, not a curated record.